Photinus pyralis (common eastern firefly) is the source of this 2159-nucleotide messenger RNA. Its product is annotated as DNA ligase 1-like. Gene Ontology annotation, molecular function: actin binding. The transcript is spliced from 7 exons. The record is from RefSeq and is a predicted model, not a curated record. Lineage: Eukaryota; Metazoa; Arthropoda; Insecta; Coleoptera; Lampyridae. Bases 111 to 2018 code for a protein of 635 amino acids.
GACUCCCUUCUAUUUUAGAAUCGGCUCCAUUAUGAAAAUAUUUAUAGUUCGUAAAGUGUGUUUCUUGCGAGCUCGCUGGUAGACGAUUUUAUUGAAUUUUCGCCAGCGAAAUGCCGAUCGGGAAGGGUGCGAGCACGGAGGAGAGACGGGGCAGCAGUACCGCGAAGCGCGAGACCUUUCGGCCGCCUUGGGUCAAGGAGGGGCCCGACGAUCUGCGCCCGAAACCGUCGGAGUUCCUCUCGAAAUCGAAACAGAUGAGCAAAGAUGCUGCGGCCCAAAAAGCGGAAGCGGCGAAGAAGGGCGAAUCACAAGAGAACGGCGGAUCCAAGGAGAGCACGUUCGUACGGCCCCAACUUAAGCCGGUUCCGCCAAAGGAACAGACGAAAUUGCAAUCACGAGAAGUUAAAGUGCCGAUUAAGCUCAACAGUGCGGCAGAACGGAGUUAUCCCGAAACAAAACCGCCACUCAAACGGAAUAGUAUCAUAAGCGAAGACACGGAAAAGCAGCCUCGCAAUCCGAUUCCGCGCCAGGACAGUUUGAAGAAGGUGGUCGCCCCGAAGGCGCCCCCGAUGCCGCCGCCCGCACCCAAGCUUCCCAAAGCGACCGACCUAAAGCCGCUCAGCGACAAGCAGAAGGCGACGAUCGACGCUUUAAAGGCACGACCGAAAGUACGACCCGACUGGACGGCGAUGCUCAAGGAGGUCGAGAGCGGACCCAAGCUGAAACACGUCCAGUGUAACGACCGUUCGAAACCGCUACUGCCGAAGACGAAGGACGACGACAAGUCGCAAUUUAUCUACGAGAGCGAGAAGCCGGAGAAGGACGACUCGCACAAUAUGUUGCUGAAGGAGAUCCAAUUGGGUGUAGCAUUGAAGAAGGUCAAGACAAACGAUCGCAGUAAGCCCGUGCUGGAGGGGCUGCGUAAGUUCCGAAGACAGAUGACCAUCGAGGAGCAGAUCAUCAAAUCUCAGUCGAUGGCCAGCAUACCACCAGAAGAAAUUGCAGAUGAGGUCGACGAAUUGGACGACAUCGACAAAGUGCGAGACGACCUCCAGAGCACCAAGCAAAUGCUCGCCAUCGAGCUUCGCAACAAAGAAUCGCUCGCACGCGAGAACAAGCGAUUGCAGACGCGGCUAGCUCAGCUGGAGGCCGAUCUCGAAAGGGAGCACUCAAACAAGAAGGUGUCAGAAUCUGCCGAGACCGAUGACAAGAUGCUAACCACUCUCAAAUCGGAAGCAGCCGACGCACGAAAGACAGCCGAAGACCUCAAGCAGAAGUUCCACGAGGCUUCCAAUCAGCUCGACAACACCAAAAGCGAACUGGAAGAGGUACGCAAGCAAAAACAAGUCCUCGAGAAGAAACUGACCGAAACAUUGUCGGGCAAACGCGUCUCGAUAUGCGAGCGUCAGGAUAGCAUUCGGAGGGAUUCGGAAAGCGAGCUGGAGGUCGCGCACGACUCCAACGACGACGACGAGGAAGACGAAGAGAAAAAAGAGCGUAAAAUGCAAAAGGAGGUGAAACAGCUCCGCAACAAACUCCGAGGCUGCAAGAACAAGGAGGACAACGCGAAAAAGGAACGCAUCGCGCUCAAAACGCAAGGCAAACGGCUACAGCAGGCGAUCAAGGACGAACGGAAGAAGUACCGGGGCCUGAAAAAGGAGGUGCACAAAAUGGCGGCGCUGCUCAAGGAUCCCGACGAUAGCGACGAAGAGGAGGAGGAAGCCGACGAGGAGGAGGAAGAGACACAGUCGGAGACGGAAAGCGAGAGCAGCGAAAGCGAGUCGGAGAGCGAGGCCGAGAAGAGCGCCAGCGAGGCAGAGGACGCGCCCGUCGAGAAGAAGCGCGCCAAUCUGACGAAACGCACGAAGCGGUACGAGGGACGGCUGACCGCUCUCAAGAAGGCCAACUACCUGCUCAAGACGAACGUCGAGCGACUACAGGACGACCUGAACAAGGCGAAGGAGGAGUCGAGCUCGUUACAGCAGGAGCUCGACUCGGUGCUGGCUGAAUUGGGUUAAAUUGCUUUUUAUUGUCGCGUUAAUCUUAACAAAAGCGCUCGCUAAUUUAAGUUUUUUUUAUAUUGUUGUGUAUUAUAAACGUGACGUUUUCUUUACUUGUAUAACCAAAUGUACACAUAAUAAAUGUAAUUACUCACCAAA